UGUGAACGAUAUCCGGCGAGCCAUUGUUGUGGGUCUGUAUUUAUUUCCGCUGACUUCGGUUCGUCGGUGUCGGUCGCGUUUUCGUUUUUAUUAGUUGGCUGUGGAAGUGUACUUCACGCCACGGUAGUAGCAUUAGCAUUAGCAUUAUGUCUCAGGCUCGGGUCACGGACUUCUUCUCCCAGAGGAAGAGAGUCACCGGCGGCCCAGUGAAAGCAGCGGCCAAGCCGCGCGGCGUCUCCAACACACGGACACGAUCCGCGAAGAGUCAAGACGCGUCUCUCUGCUCCGCCUCUGUACGCGAAGAGUUUGUCCGAGUUGUGGACGAGGCCGCGGGUAUAAACAAUGAAAAGUCCACCGCCGUCGGCAACACCGACGCUAGUCCUCCGUCCAGUCUCCGGACACCGAAGCGGACCUCGGCAGAGUUCGACCUCGGGUCCGCUGUAUUUUCAGCCACCGCCGAACACAGCACCGCCAAGAAGAGGCGACAGGCGGAGGCUGCGGCCGAAAACACUGCAGCUGUAGCGGAGAGACCGAAGAGGAGGACGGCGAGGAAGAAGCUGCAGCUGCCUCCACCUUCACCUUCACCGCAGCUGAACCAGGAUGCAGCUCAGCCCCUGACCCCUGAGGUGAGCCAGCAGCCCUCACAUCCUCCGGCUGCUGCAGUGCUGGAACACAAACCUGAGAACCACGGCGUCGCCAGCACCAAGACCACAGGACUGUCUAGCAAGGUUUUAUGUAAAGAGGACAUUUCAGCCCUGAAAUCUCGUCUACAGAGAAUUAAGAAACAUGCAGAGGAAACAACCAAGAUGGCUUCAGUUUCCACAUCCUCCUCCUCUCCCUCCUCUUCCUCCUCUCCUGCUGCUCCAGCGGCGAGUGACACUAACCCCCCUGUGCCCAAAACCACCACAAACCCUUCCUCUGAAGCCAAGGCCCUGAAACUCACUGUGGCACGAGCCAAACAGCUUGCAGCUAAAACUCAGAGGAGACAAGAGGAGAGAGAGGCUGAGGAGAGGAAGCAGAGUGAGCCUCAAACCCAGGACAGCGCUGAGCCGCCGGCGUACCAGCGGUACCACACCCUCGCUCAGGCGGUGCCUCCGGGUCUCUCACUGCCGUACCAGUAUAAAGUGCUGGCAGAAAUGUUCAGGAGCAUGGACACCGUGGUCGCCAUGCUGCACAACCGCUCUCAGACGACGACCUUUGCCAAAGUCAAACAGGGAGUUCAGGACAUGAUGCACAAGCGCUUUGAAGAGAACCACGUGGGUCAGAUAAAGACCGUGUUUCCGGAGGCGUACACGUUCAGACAGGAGAAGAACAUCCCAACAUUCAACAGCAGCAUUAAGAAAGCCAGCUACCAGCUCACAGUGGAGCCCAACAUCCUCUGUGACAAAAAAGAAGCCCGUCCUGUCUUGUCGGCAUCCCGUCUCCUAGAGAGAAGACACCUUUUCCACGAGAACCUGGUCCACAUUGUCAAACAGCAUCACAAGGAGUUCCUGUCCACGUUGGUCCCUCCGGUGUCUGUCCCUGAAGACAAACUGACCCGCUGGCAUCCUCGCUUUAAUGUGGACACGGUCCCGGUCAUCCAGGCCAGCACUCUACCUCAGCCUCCCCACACUGAGAAACUGUCCACAGCUCAGGAGGUGCUGGACAAGGCCCGCUCACUCAUCACACCAAAGAUGGCGAAAGCUCUGGUGUCUCUCACCAUGAAGUCCGAAGACAAAACUGCAGACACUAAAGAGACAGUGUCCUCACAGAACCCUGCAGUCCCUCACACCUCAGCUCCACCUGCUGCUGCUGCUCUGAAAGGAGUGUCUCAGUCCCUGCUGGACAGGAUUCGAGCAAAGGAGGCCCAGAAACUUCAAGCGGCCAUGACGCGGAACCCUUCCCAGGAGGAGCGCCUGCUGAUGAUGUCACGGCUUGGUGAGCUGGCAAGAAUUCUGCGCACAGUUUUUGUUGCAGAGAAGAAACCGGCUUUGAUCAUGGAAGUGGCCUGUAACAGGAUGAUUGCCAGCUACAGAUCUGCUCUCAGCACAGGUGAAAUGGAGAAACACCUCCGUCUGCUGGCAGACGUAGCUGCUGAUUGGCUGACCAUCCAUCCAAUCAGGAAGGACUUUUACCUGAAGGUGAACAAAAACAUGGAGCUGAGCGUUGUUAUGGACAAACUGAACAGACGACUGAGAGACGAGGAGAAACUCUGAGAGGCUCGGCUCUGCUGUUAGCUGCCUGUUAGCUGCACGUUAGCUGAGCGUUAGCUGCCUGUUAGCUGGACGUUAGCUGAGCGUUAGCUGGACGUUAGCUGGACGUUGAAGACAGUAUUUGACAGCAUAUUUUAGAGCCAUCUUUGUGAUUGACAUGUUCAGCACAGCAUUUUGUGACGUUUCUAUGCUUCAGUGAAGAUGGUCAGAGUACAGUAUGGCACAGUCAUGCUGGACUGAUGGGUGUAAUGUUCCUGUGUUGUAAACAGGAUGUUUUAACCACACUUUUCUUGUGCUUUUUCUUUUUUCUCUCUAUGAAAGUGUAAUAUUGUGCAUCCAGUCCAAAUCAGGAUUCUGUAAUGAAAAACUGAUUUGGUUUUAAGUUUGAUAAUGUUUGAGAAAUACAAGCUUUUGUUAUAGCA
Messenger RNA from Solea solea (common sole), 2614 nucleotides. It is a transcript of the gene cdt1, whose product is annotated as chromatin licensing and DNA replication factor 1. Gene Ontology annotation, cellular component: nucleus. The record is from RefSeq and is a predicted model, not a curated record. Gene Ontology annotation, biological process: DNA replication preinitiation complex assembly; mitotic cell cycle; regulation of DNA-templated DNA replication initiation. Gene Ontology annotation, molecular function: DNA polymerase binding; DNA binding. Lineage: Eukaryota; Metazoa; Chordata; Actinopteri; Pleuronectiformes; Soleidae. The transcript is spliced from 10 exons. Bases 147 to 2195 code for a protein of 682 amino acids.